This is a messenger RNA of Funneliformis geosporum, 147 nucleotides long. Lineage: Eukaryota; Fungi; Glomeromycota; Glomeromycetes; Glomerales; Glomeraceae. The record is from the annotation of a GenBank genome assembly.
AUGUCUUUGCAGAUUAAGGCUGGUGUAGAUAUCAAUCUUUUAAAAUCACUUUUUGUGAAUCAAGAAAGGAUUCUAAAUCAGGAAGAUGAUACGAAUUGCAAUAAAUUAUACCCUUCAGGUUGUCAUCAGAAGUAUUGUGAUAAGUAA